Lodderomyces theae is the source of this 3996-nucleotide messenger RNA. It is a transcript of the gene NIK1, whose product is annotated as Nik1p. The record is from RefSeq and is a predicted model, not a curated record. Gene Ontology annotation, biological process: phosphorylation; cellular hyperosmotic response; phosphorelay signal transduction system. Gene Ontology annotation, cellular component: membrane. The transcript is spliced from 2 exons. Gene Ontology annotation, molecular function: phosphorelay sensor kinase activity. Lineage: Eukaryota; Fungi; Ascomycota; Pichiomycetes; Serinales; Debaryomycetaceae. The coding region runs from base 1 to 3996 and encodes 1331 amino acids.
AUGUUUAUAUACUCUUUCAGUCAAGUGUAUUUUGCCUCAGUAGAGAAAAAGAUAGACUGGGUGUAUAUAUAUACCCUGCCUUUUCUUUCAUCCACCACAACUACUCCAAAAGAUAUCGUUUCCAAGAUUACUCCACCAAUCAAGAAACCAAAGUUAGCUGCUUCAUCCUCACCUUCAUCUACACCGGCAUCGCCACAUCACAACUCAAGAACUACUUCACCAAUCGAAAGCAGCUUUUUAACCAACUUGAAUUUAGACUCUCCUCUCACGCCCAGAGCAUCGUCAUACCCCAUCGAGUUGAACAAUAGCAUAGCCACUAAGACCAUCCCUGAAGCUCCUACAGAUACAGAUUCAUUAACAACAACAACAACACAACAACACCAUCGUUAUCAUCAACAACAACAAAUGAUUUCGUCUUACUCACAGGAAGACCUUCUCAAAAUCCUACAGGACCCUGUUUUGUAUCAACAGAAACAUAUGGAAAUUCGAAAUGACUUGAUCAAACAGAUUAGACAACAGGACCUCGUCAUAAACGACUACAAUAACGAAUUGGAAGUCUGCAAGACUGCCAACAAGGCUUUUAAACAAGCUUUAUCUGAAAUUGGUACCGUGGUCAUAUCUGUUGCCAUGGGUGAUUUGUCGAAAAAAGUGGAAAUCCACACAGUUGAAAGUGACCCCGAAAUUUUAAAGGUCAAAAUCACCAUCAACACCAUGAUGGAUCAGUUGCAAACUUUUGCCAAUGAAGUCACCAAAGUUGCCACGGAAGUUGCCAAUGGUGAGUUGGGAGGACAGGCGAAAAACGAAGGCUCUGUUGGUAUAUGGCGGUCCUUGACUGAUAAUGUCAACAUUAUGGCCCUCAACUUGACAAAUCAAGUGAGAGAAAUUGCUGACGUUACCCGAGCUGUGGCUAGAGGAGACUUGUCACGUAAAAUCAAUGUCCAUGCCCAAGGAGAAAUCUUGCAAUUACAAAUGACUAUAAAUACAAUGGUGGAUCAAUUGAGAACUUUUGCGUUUGAAGUGUCCAAAGUUGCCAGAGAUGUGGGUGUCUUGGGUAUAUUGGGUGGACAAGCUUUGAUUGAAAAUGUCGAAGGUAUUUGGAAAGAAUUGACUGAUAAUGUAAAUGCCAUGGCCUUGAACUUGACUACUCAAGUGAGAAAUAUCGCCAAUGUCACCACCGCGGUUGCUAAAGGUGACUUGUCAAAGAAAGUUACUGCUGAUUGUAAAGGAGAGAUUUUGAAUUUGAAGUUGACCAUCAAUCAGAUGGUGGAUCGAUUGUUGAAGUUUGCUUCCGAAGUGACGACAUUGUCAAGAGAAGUCGGUACUUUGGGUAUAUUGGGAGGUCAAGCCAAUGUUCAGGAUGUCGAAGGUGCUUGGAAAGCAGUAACGGAAAAUGUUAAUCUAAUGGCUACAAAUUUAACAAACCAAGUGAGAUCCAUCGCCACUGUUACCACAGCUGUUGCCCAUGGUGAUUUAUCACAAAAGAUUGAUGUUCAUGCCCAAGGAGAGAUUUUGCAAUUGAAAAACACAAUCAACAAGAUGGUGGACUCGUUGCAAUUGUUUGCCUCGGAAGUGUCCAAAGUUGCUCGUGAUGUUGGUAUAAAUGGUAAAUUGGGUAUUCAAGCCCAAGUUAGCGAUGUUGAUGGGUUAUGGAAAGAAAUCACAUCCAAUGUCAAUACCAUGGCUUCAAACUUGACAUCUCAAGUGAGAGCAUUUGCCCAGAUCACUGCUGCUGCCACCGAUGGUGAUUUCACUCGUUUUAUUACCGUUGAAGCUUCAGGAGAGAUGGAUGCAUUGAAAACCAAGAUCAAUCAGAUGGUGUUGAAUUUGAGAGAAUCGAUUCAAAGAAACACGGCUGCUAGAGAGGCUGCCGAGUUGGCAAAUAGUGCCAAGUCGGAGUUUUUGGCAAAUAUGUCGCACGAGAUUAGAACGCCAUUGAAUGGUAUAAUUGGUAUGACUCAGUUGUCCUUGGAUACCGAAUUGACUCAGUACCAAAGGGAAAUGUUGUCGAUUGUGCACAAUUUAGCCAAUUCUUUAUUGACGAUUAUUGAUGAUAUUUUGGAUAUUUCAAAGAUUGAAGCCAAUAGAAUGACGGUUGAGCAAAUUGAUUUCUCAUUGAGAGGUACCGUUUUUGGUGCAUUAAAGACAUUGGCAGUGAAGGCUAUUGAAAAGAACUUGGACUUGACAUAUCAGUGUGACUCGUCAUUCCCAGAUAAUUUAAUUGGAGAUUCAUUUAGGUUAAGGCAGGUUAUUUUGAAUCUUGCUGGUAAUGCCAUCAAGUUCACCAAGGAAGGUAAAGUUAGUGUUAGUGUUAAGAAAUCAGACAAGACUGUUCCCGACUCUGAUAAAUUGUUGUUGGAAGUUUGUGUUUCUGAUACUGGUAUUGGUAUUGAAAAGGAUAAGUUGGGGUUGAUUUUUGAUACUUUUUGUCAAGCUGAUGGGUCCACCACUAGAAAAUUUGGUGGUACUGGUUUAGGAUUGUCGAUUUCCAAACAAUUGAUUCAUUUGAUGGGUGGUGAAAUUUGGGUCACUUCUGAAUAUGGAUCGGGCUCAAACUUUUACUUUACUGUUUCUGUGUCGCCAUCAAACAUUAGAUACACGAGACAGACAGAACAGUUGUUGCCAUUUAGCAACCACUAUGUGUUGUUUGUGUCUACCGAGCAUAGUAAUGAGGAAUUGGCUGAGAUUGAACAUGCCAUAGUUGAGUUGGGAUUGAAUCCAAUCAUUGUCAACAAUAUAGAGGAUGCCAAUUUAUCAGAACCUAUUAGGUACGACAUCAUCAUGAUUGAUUCGAUUGAUACUGCAAAGAAACUACGCUUGUUAUCGGAAGUGAAAUACAUUCCAUUAGUCUUGGUUCAUCACUCUAUCCCCGAAUUAAACAUGCGAGUGUGUAUCGACUUGGGAAUCUCAUCGUAUGGAAACACGCCAUGCUCAAUGACUGAUUUAGCCAGUGCAUUGAUACCGGCCUUGGAAUCACGUUCCAUUUCACAAAACACUGAUGAGUCCGUCAAGUACAACAUCUUGCUUGCUGAGGAUAACUUGGUGAAUCAGAAGUUGGCAGUGCGUAUAUUGGAGAAACAAGGACACCAUGUUGAAGUUGUUGAAAAUGGUUUAGAGGCAUUUGAGGCUAUUCAAAAGAAUAAAUAUGAUGUUGUUUUGAUGGAUGUGCAAAUGCCCGUUAUGGGAGGAUUUGAAUCAGUGGAAAAGAUUAGACAAUGGGAAAAGAAAUCAAACCCUAUUGAUUCAUUGACUUUUAGGACACCAAUUAUUGCCCUUACUGCGCAUGCCAUGUUGGGAGAUCGUGAAAAAUCAUUGGCUAAGGGAAUGGAUGAUUAUGUGUCAAAGCCAUUGAAACCAAAGUUGUUGAUGCAAACAAUCAACAAAUGUAUUCAUAAUAUCAAUCAGUUGAAGGAGUUGUCGAAACAGAAUAACAAUACUGAUUUCGCAAAGAAGUUGAAAAAGGGCGUCAUCCAAUCGUCAACAUCUAGUGGUGGUGGUGGUGAAGGUGGUCGAGGUGGUGGGAGAUCGAGAGCCGACUCCAACGCACUGGUAUCGCCGCGUGCAUCCAACACCAGUUCGCCGUCUAGAUCAUCCCCUGGUGGCGGUGGUAGUGGUGGCUAUCUGCAGUACCAGCAACAGUACCAAUACCCACCCGCAUUCAACCAGUCAAGAUCGUCGCCAUCGUUGAACGUAACGUCAAACAACUCAAAAGAUUCACCGUUCAAAUCAUCAUCAUCAACGACAAACAACAAUUACAGCAAUAACAACCAUGACGCUCCGGGUAACAGUGGAAGCACCAGUGGCACCGGUGUUGAGAACGGGUUGUUUAACACAUUAGCUGCGGGAUUGUUGCGACCUGGACAAUUAAGUCUGAGUAACCGGUCUGUUACUGAGAGCGUCUUGACUUUUACAUCUAGCAAGAUUACGGAGUUGGGUGAUGGCGAUUUCAACGGCAGUAAUGGCGAGGAUGCCAUGGAUAUCGACGUACCGAAAAACUGA